CCUAUGUCCAUUUUCUUUUUUUUUCAAAUAUAAGCUCUAAUAUUCUCAUCCUCUAUCUUCUUCUUUUAUUUAUUUAUAUAUAACAUAGAAUGAGGUUGAAUACAUUUAUAUGUCUUUUUGCUAGUAUUUACGUUACAACAGCUCAAUUAACCGCACCUACUCGAAACUAUAAUGUGACAAGCCCUGUUACUAAUGGUCCUUAUGUUGUGGGUCAAAUCUUACCUUGUACUUAUCGUCUCUUUCCAGACGUAGAUAGUUCAGCACUCAUUCUUCAAAUUGAUUUGGAGUCUACAUCCAUGGGUGCAGUCAGUACUAUGAAUGCAACUACUAUGCCUAUUGCUAUUUCCGCUGACGUAGCCAAGACAGAUGCUUUCGUAAAACGUGAGGGUAAUACCACCUACUAUGAACACUCGAUUAACUUUAGUAUUCCAUCCUCUGUCAAGCCUGGAAAUUAUCAUGUUAUAUUUUUAGACAAGUCUACUAAUACCAAGUUACCUAUCCCUAUCGAGAUUCGUCCUGCUGCUGUUUCAACCUUUACAGGUACCAGAACAUCCACAAUAGGUACACCCGGACAAUCUCAAUCACCUGGCUCUAUCUUUGCUCAAGGUGGCGCUUCUUCAAAUACACCUACUAUGAUCACCACUCUUUUAGCACUUAUUGGUGUUGCCUUUGUUGCAUUUUUGUUAUAGAAAAAAAAAAAGAAAGAAGGAGAAAACUUAUUACUAACAUUCAUAUAC
Molecule: messenger RNA, 737 nt
Organism: Cokeromyces recurvatus
Lineage: Eukaryota; Fungi; Mucoromycota; Mucoromycetes; Mucorales; Mucoraceae
Exons: 2
Coding region: 90-689 (199 amino acids)
Source: RefSeq, a predicted model, not a curated record